Chelonoidis abingdonii (Abingdon island giant tortoise) is the source of this 1110-nucleotide messenger RNA. Lineage: Eukaryota; Metazoa; Chordata; Testudines; Testudinidae. The record is from RefSeq and is a predicted model, not a curated record.
AUGCGGCUCCUUGUGGUGCAGGCCCUGGUGGCCCUGUGCGUCCUGCACCUGCCGCUCAGCAGCACCCAGGACUGCCUGAGCAAGCACCAGGUGCUCAGCACCAUUCAGCAGAUGCAGAAGCUGCUGUCCACGCAGGAGGCCGCCCAGCUGCAGGGAAUGCGCAGCCUCAGGAAGCAGCUCACGGUCCUGCAAAGCAACGUCCACAAACAGGCCACCGGGCAAAACGGUAUCAGCCACUGUGCCAGCAACCCUUGUGCCAACAGUGGGACCUGCGUGGAGGACGUGCAGCGGUUCACCUGCUUGUGCCCCAGCAGCUGGUCAGGCAGGAACUGCCAGACCCCUGUCUACUACUGGAUGACACCGAGCAACUCGUCCUUCAGCCGCCAGCCCCGCUGCGCAGACACCCGCCUGCGCUCGCGCUACUGCACCUGUGACGCCGGCUUCCAGCUGCGGGCUGGCAGCGUGUGCCAAGAUGUUGACGAGUGCCAGCUCUCCCAGGCCAGCUGGCAGACCCGCCUCUGCGCGCACGACUGUGUCAACCUGCCCGGCUCCUACCGCUGUGUCUGCCCCCGGGGCUACCUGCGCCCCUCAGACCAGAACAUGUGCAUCGAUGUGGACGAAUGCGCCAACAAUCAGCACAACUGCAGCCGUGGCGAGCUCUGUGUCAAUGUCUUCGGGGGCUACCGGUGUGUGCGCCCCGAGUGCCCCGAGCCCAGGCUCAACACCAGCUACGUCAAGACCUCAGUCCAUCAGUGUGCGCGCAACCCGUGCCCUGUGAACAGCAGAGCCUGCCGCCUGGCCGCCAACUCCAUCUCCUUCCACUACCUGCCGCUCCAGUCCAACCGCACCGUGCCCAGGGUGCUCUUCAAGAUGUCCACCACCCACCUGAUGGGCGAGAGCCUCCGCUUCACCAUCACAGGUGGCAGGGGCCAGGGCGUCUUCGCUGUGCGGCGCUCUGACCGGCACACUGGCGAGCUGAUCCUCACCAGCCUGGUGGUGGGGCCGACCACUUUGGAGGUGGAGCUGGAAAUGAGCAAACUCGCCCAGAAGGUUCUUCUUGGGAAGCACAUCUUCAGGGUCACGGCCUUCAUCUCCCAGUAUGAGUUCUGA